ACAUCAAAUUUCCACACUUCCUCUCAGUGUUUAAAAUCCUUCUGAAUUUAUUAAGGUUUUCAGUUCAAUCUUCUCUCUCACGAAUCACACUAUGGAAAACAUAGCAGAAGUGCCUCCUAUGAGGCCGACUCAGCCAGAGAAAACAUUUUCCGAGUGCAUAACGCCACCGCCUCCGCUUCAACACAAGGAUGAAAAUUCUCAAAACUCCGGCAACGAUUUACGCAAAAUCACUACGCCGGAUCGCCUUAAGGUCCCCAAGGCAUUUAAGUUCCCAGAAAGGUAUACUAGCCCAACCGAUAUGAUAAUGUCCCCUGUAACACAAGGCCUUCUUGCCAGAAACAGAAAGGGUGGUGCCCUCUUGCCACCUAGCAUAAAUCUACCCAAACCUCCUCAAGAUUCAGGAAUUGAAGGUGUGGGAUGUGGUCCAACUGCUGAAUUAAAGUUUGGGUGCGAUAAUUGAAGGCUAUGAGGAAAAGCACUUUUGGGACUUUUUCCAACAGCUUUUUUUAUCUGUUUGUUUCAACUUCCACUGUUUAAGGCUCGGUGGAAGUUGAUGGUUGUAUGUGAUUUUAUCAGUGUGCAUUUUGGAAACAGUUGUGUUUCUGGUGAAUGAAUAAUAAGAUUUUUCAACAUAUCCU
Molecule: messenger RNA, 638 nt
Organism: Malus domestica (apple)
Lineage: Eukaryota; Viridiplantae; Streptophyta; Magnoliopsida; Rosales; Rosaceae
Source: RefSeq, a predicted model, not a curated record